Messenger RNA from Trypanosoma rangeli, 2043 nucleotides. RefSeq names its product putative cation transporter. NCBI's taxonomy places the organism in Eukaryota, Euglenozoa, Kinetoplastea, Trypanosomatida, Trypanosomatidae. The transcript has a single exon. The record is from RefSeq and is a predicted model, not a curated record. Gene Ontology annotation, biological process: metal ion transport; transmembrane transport. The coding region runs from base 1 to 2043 and encodes 680 amino acids. Gene Ontology annotation, cellular component: membrane. Gene Ontology annotation, molecular function: magnesium ion transmembrane transporter activity; magnesium ion binding; cobalt ion binding.
AUGAGUGAACGGAGUGCGUCGGGGCAAGAGGAUUCCGGCAGCAUGUGGGAUGAAGCACAGCCCCUGCUACUUGAGGAUCAGCACGCACAGAGAGUGUUCGAAAGGAUCCAACAAUUUCACGCCUUGUUUCAGAGCGGCGCACUCACCGAGGAGGAGUUCACUAAGGCGAAAGCACGUCUUAUUGGCUUGGACACUAUGCAUUCUAGCGGGGCAAACUCGCGGGUGUCACAUCGCUCGGAGAGACACAGACACCGUGUGAAACACAGCAGAGAAAUCAAGGAGACGAGCUGCAGUGGGGGCACUAUGUGCCAUGGUGAACGAGGUCAAAGCAGAAGCCGUAGUCGCAGCCGUGGAAGCAGCAGCGGAAGCGGCAGUCGCCACCGCCGUAGUAGCAGUAGCAGUAGCAGCAGCAGCAGCAGCAGCAGUGCGUCGGGUAGCUUCAUGAUUGCCCCACGCGCCAACGUCUGGAAGUUACCCAUCUCUGAGAGUGACACGGAUAACACCAACGGCGCUGCACGGGUUACUGGUGACAAAGGGGCUUCCGGUUGCUUGCUAAUUCAGGUACCGGAGAAGGAAAAUAUGCAUGCAGUGGUGGUUGUUCCGGCGGAGAGUACGGCGCCGUCCUCACGAGCGUCCCCGCGGCGAAGGUACGGCACAUUUUGUCCGGAGUGGCGCGUGCAGGAGGUGCGCGCCCGGGAGCCAUUGCAUGUGCCACUGCGGCCAAACUACGAGGUACGCGUGGAGUACUUUAACUGCCUUGGCGCCCGUGGUGACCAAUUCAGUGAUGUGAAGCUACGUGAGGACGAACUGCGGUCCCCGCUCUUUUUGCGGAGGCGCACAGCCCAACCCCCUGGUGCUCCGGGUGCGGGGACAUCGCAGUCCGAGGUGGAUUUAGCAAGUGCGAUGGGGAAAAAAUGGAAGUUGAGGGAUGACUCAUCAGCCUCGAGCUCGUCGACGAAUCCAAAUUUUGAGAUGUGCCUGAACUGGUACUGGAUUGACAUGGUGGGGCGCGACCCAUCCCGGCACAAAUACAAUAAUGCACUUCGUUUUCUCACCGAGCAGUUUAACAUUUGCGCGUCCUUCUUGACGGACAGGGAUCAUAGCAUUGUGCUGCCGCAGAUUUGCGUUUCGCCAGAGGUUCCCACGCAGUUUCUUAUUUGCCUGCGCGUUGCCACGCCACAGAUUGCUCUGGAUGCCGACAGCGUGAUGGAGCUCACCAACCGCUGGAUCAUUGUCGUGGACCUCAGCCAGAAGCUUGUCAUUACCAUCCACAGCGUGGACUGUGCAUGCAUCGCAAUUAUGCGGCGUCAGUGGAAUUCCCUGAUGAAGGGAAACGACAUAUCCUUUCAGGAGUUUCUUUUUAAGCUGCUUCACGAUGCGGUACACACAUAUGAGAGCUCACUGGACGUCCACGUGGAUCUUCUGGACCUGUGCGAAUCUAAGCUCUUCUACUUUGGGCACAGUAGCAUGCGCAAUGAGAAGCUCGAAGAAGAUAGUCGCCGGGGCAAACUUUCCAAUAGAAAAGUGCUUUCACACUUUUCGAAGAGUUCCCACUCCCCAUUCCUGUUGAAGCUACUUAAUGAGAAGAACACAAAGCCCAUGGACAAGGGCGCGAUGAACAUGUUUCUGUAUCACCUGCAUCGACGUACGAAUGUGCAAUAUCGCAUGCUCAGCAUUACGCAGGAGGUACUCGCGACGAGUUUUAUGAAGCUGCGCCUAUGUAGCAAGGAGCACGCCAAGCAGAUGUGUGUGAGCUGUAUUGAGCUCAUUGAUCGGGCGCUGGAGGUUCGUGACGAGGCCAAGACGCUGCUCAACCUGCACAUCUCUCUUCAGUCCUUCCGCGCAAAUGAGCUGAUGGCUGUACUGACAAAAUUUUCCGCUUUUUUUAUACCGUGUAGUUUUCUUGCUGGCGUGUACGGGAUGAACUUCCCGAAUGUGCCCGAGUUCAGGUGGGAGUACUCCUACUACUACUUCUGGACUGUGUGCUUCGGUCUUUGUUUUAUCAUCUACAUGUACUUGAAUGCGCAGGGGCUGCUGAAUUAG